Molecule: messenger RNA, 350 nt
Organism: Aplosporella prunicola CBS 121167
Lineage: Eukaryota; Fungi; Ascomycota; Dothideomycetes; Botryosphaeriales; Aplosporellaceae
Exons: 2
Source: RefSeq, a predicted model, not a curated record
UAUUAAUACAAAGAGAACAAUAUUAUCUUGAUUUAUUAAAACCUGAAUAUAAUAUUUUAAGAACUGCAGGUUCCUCUGCUGGUUAUAACCAUACUGAAGCUGCUAUUGAACUUAUUCGUGCGUCAUCUUUAAAACGUCGUAAACAUUCUGACGAAGUUAAAGCAAGAAUUGGUGCAGGUAGCUUUAGAUUGCAACCUGUGAUAGUUACAAAUAUUCAAACAGGAGUUAAUACAGAGUUUCCUACUAUGACAAAGGCCGCCGAAUUCCUUGAGACAUAUACAACUCAGGUAGGAAAUUACAUUAAAAGUAAAAAGCCCUUUAAAGGAAUAUAUUCUAUAACUAGAAAAUAA